Messenger RNA from Peronospora farinosa, 2916 nucleotides. The record is from the annotation of a GenBank genome assembly. Lineage: Eukaryota; Oomycota; Peronosporomycetes; Peronosporales; Peronosporaceae.
AUGUCCGGGAGCAAGAUCUACAGCGCCAUAGAUCUGACAGACGGUUUCUAUCCGAACCUCAUGAGGGACAGUGACAUUCCGUUCACUGCGGUCAGAACCCCAAGCGGGAUGCUUUGGGAGUGUUUAGUCAUGCCACAAGGUCUUAAGAAUGCUCCAGCUACGUUCAAUCGGAUGGUGACACAAGUACUUCGCCCACUUCGCGACUUUGCACCGAGCUACUUUGACGACAUUUUCGCUCACAGCCGCGCUGAGCAAAAGCUCAGCGCUACGGAGGUACACCUUCGACACUUUAAGCAGGUGUUUCAAGUUAUGCGCGAGAAUAAAUUGCAUGCUAAUCUGAAGAAAUGUGUCUUCUGCGCUCCCGAGAUUCCAGUACUCGGUUGUUACGUCAGCAAGGAAGGUGUCCGAGCUGAUCCUGAGAAUAUCUCAUCGAUCUGUUCCUGGCCAACGCCCAGGAACCAAACUGAAUUACGUCAAUGGCUCGGUCUGGCGAAUUACUUGCAUAAGUAUACGAAGAACUAUGCUGAGCUAAUUCACCCAUUAUCAACUUUGCUCAAGAAAGAUGCAGUAUGGUUAUGGACGGCAGAACAUCAAUCUGCCUUCGACUCCGUAAAGAAGAGCUUGUCCGAGGCACCGGUGCUGAUGUUACCUGACGACUCUAAUCCAUUCCACGUCGUAUGUGACGCGAGCAAUUUCGCUAUAGGAUGUGCCCUCAUGCAAUUUGAUGACGAGGGUCGAGAGAGCGUCGUGAGUUUUCAAUCACGACAGAUGAAAUCUGCCGAGAAAAAUUAUCCGGUACACGACAAGGAACUUUUGGCUAUGCGUUACGCGCUAAUCAAGUUUAGAGUAGAUUUGCUCGGCGAAAAGAUGUUUUCUAUCUACACAGAUCACGCAUCAUUGCGUACCGCCGUCAAGAGUCCUCACUUGUCCCAGCGUAUGCCUGGCAAGAAUAACAUUCUCUCUGACGCGCUUUCUCGUCGUCCUGAUUACGAUCCUCGGCGCGACAUGGGUCAUCAAACGGAGUAUGUUGAUGACGACGAAGAUAUCUGUGUGUGUUGUAUUGAACUGGGACUUAAUGCGAUGAUUUCGACCCCCGUGCUUUCGAUCCGAACUCAGAUUGCUGAAUCCUACACGAAUGUUUCCUUCUAUGCAGGAAUCAUCAACUAUCUCAGAAACCCGAGCGAAAAAUUACUCGUGAAGUUGACGAGACCAACACGCGACAACAUCAAGCGCUACGCGCUUGACAGUUCGUUGCUGACGUACACGAUGGACGUCUUUGAUUCCCCGCGUGUCGUCAUCCCUGCUGAUGACGACCUUCGAGCCCGAUUGGUUCAUGAAUUUCACGACAGCCCAGCUGGCGGACACCUGGGUCGCGAGAAGACGUUUGCAGCUAUUUCUCGCGUAUUUUUCUGGCCGCGAAUGUAUAAAUACAUCCAGAAAUGGGUGCGCUCCUGUGAAACCUGUCAGCGUGUGAAGCCCGCGCCGUCUUCACAAGCUCCAUUGCGCCCGCUUCCGAUUGCUACGGAAGCCUGGCGCUCGGUCAGCAUGGAUUUUAUCUUUGGCCUUCCACCGGAUGAACAGAAAUGCACGGGCGUAUUGGUUCUAGUGAAUUGGCAUCACGGCUUGCCAGAAUCUAUUGUUUCGGACCGUGACCCGCGUUUCACUUCGGCUUUCUGGGCCGAAUUAUUUCAGCUAUUAGGCACGAGGUUGCUUAUGUCUAGGGCGGCCCAUCCAGAGACGGAUGUGCAAACGGAGCGUGUGAACAGAGUGCUCGAAGAUGUCUUGCGCAGUUAUGCAACAUCGUUCUCAUCAUGGAGUUCAUUUCUUCCACUUGCAGAGUUUGCAAUCAACAAUGCUGUCCAUGCGUCAACCGGGUUGACGCCCUUUUCGUUAACAACGCGAGGCAUUCUCGCGUUCCAGCGCUGCUUGCUCUCUCAGCUUCAGAACACCCUGUUUCCAAGCUUGGUUGCUGCCGAUGCACCUAAUACUGGUAAUUUCGUGAACAACGGCAUAUCGACUCCUGACGCGAUGCUUUCCAUCGCGUCUCCCGUUGCCAAUUUUGCUCCAAAAGAGAAUACGUCGCCUGUAAUUUCGGCUGCAGUAACUGAAUUCCUACUAUUACGACAAGGAAUCACGCGUUUUGUGCGUGAUGCAUUACAAGAGGCAGCCGACAAGCAAAAUGAGAAUGCAGACAGAAGAGGUCGAAAGAAUAUGUUGAUAUUUCAAGAAGGUGACAGAGUUUUGUUAUCAACAAGUGGAUUACCAAACACCUCAGUGACGAAUUUGGGCGCUAAUAAGUUAGCGUCAAGAUAUAUUGGCCCAUUUCGGGUUGUUAAGGUGCAUGGUGACGCUUACACGCUAGACAUACCUACAUCUAUGCGUUUGCACCCGACGUUCUACGUCGGGCACCUCAAGGCUUACCUGCCGGCGGAUCUCCCUUCGAAUCUUCCCCGCUCUUCUGUGCCGGCUCGAAAUCCGACAUACCUUGACGACGACGUUGACGACGACUGGGACCAAGUCCUGCCCGAACGCGUGCAGACUCGAUCUGCUGGGCAGCCUCAGUCGCAGCAUCCGCAAGAUCUUGAGCUCUCUCAGCCAUCUCGCGAGCAUCAAGUAGGGCAUGCUUCGAUUCCUCGACUUCAGCGUGAAGUAGACGCAGCUCAUCAUUCGACUGUACAGGCGCCCGAUUACGAGAAUCGGCGCCCAUCGCCAGAGGGCUUCCGUCGUGAUGCUCCUCCUCCCUUAGUUUAUGCAUCGGGUGCGCAAAUCGAAUUUGGCGCACGUGGGGAUCGAACCAGCGACAUCACGAUCAAGAACUCUGUGGUACACCACUGCACCAACAAAAUGAUAGCGAAUGAAGUGUUUCGUUAUGAGCUGUCGCAAUUCUGGAUGAUUAGCGCCGAUAUAACUGUAUAG